Acanthoscelides obtectus is the source of this 383-nucleotide messenger RNA. The record is from the annotation of a GenBank genome assembly. NCBI's taxonomy places the organism in Eukaryota, Metazoa, Arthropoda, Insecta, Coleoptera, Chrysomelidae.
AUUACGUUAAGUUUGGAUUUACGUUCAUAGAAAAAGACGAGUUACAAUUGCCUCAGUGUGUGAUAUGUAUGAAAGUUUUAAGUUUUAGCAUGAGGCCCAAACGACUUGAAAGGCAUUUGAAACAACAACAUCCUGCUCUGGUUUUGAAGACGGAAGGCAAAAUCACUCAAGCGGAUGAGACUGGAAGUUAUCACACAUGUGUAUCGCAGCAUCUCAAAGCUUCAUUUGGAAUGGCUUUUAUGAUAGCAAAGCAAAAGAAACCUCAUACUAUCGGUGAAGAAUUAAUAAAGCCAUGUAUCCUAAAAGCCACAUGUAGCUCCAGUUGCAAGUACUCUCACGUAGCACAUCACCAUCCCCUCCAUCCCACCGCCAUGACGUCAUGA